Messenger RNA from Zootermopsis nevadensis, 1038 nucleotides. RefSeq names its product hsp70-Hsp90 organising protein-like. The record is from RefSeq and is a predicted model, not a curated record. Lineage: Eukaryota; Metazoa; Arthropoda; Insecta; Blattodea; Termopsidae. Gene Ontology annotation, molecular function: Hsp90 protein binding.
CUGUGCAUCCAGGCAGUACCAACUUAGCAAGACCGGGACUGACACACUAUAGUAUCACAGUUAAUAAAUUGUGUGAUUCCGGAUGGUUUGUGUUGGAAAGCAUGGCUUCAGCUGAAGAGGUUCAGGAGCUGAAGGAGAAGGGAAAUGAGUGUGUGCGGAAUAAGAAAUAUGCAGAAUCUGUUUUUCAUUACACCCAUGCUAUUAAACUGGAUCCCUUCAAUUAUUCUAUAUAUAGCAAUAGGUCACUUGCAUUACUUAAAAUGCAACAGUUCUAUUUUGCAAUUGAAGAUGCCAAAGAAGCAAUAAGGCUGAAGCCAGACUGGGCAAAGGGUUACUUUCGGAAGGCUGAGGUGGAGUUUUCUACCUUCCGCUUUUCAGAUGCUCUAAUAUCUUAUGGUCAUGCUUUAAAACUGCAGCCCAAUGACCCAAGUAUAUUAGAAGCUAUAGUGAAGACAUCCAAAGAGAGGCAGAAAGAUAGAAGAGCUGAUGAUCAAAUCCCAUGGCUUGGAGCUGGUGUUGGCAUCAUCAUGGGAGUUAUCAUUGUGAUAGCUGAUAAUAUUCUAACCCAUAAACCAACUUUAGUGCAUCCUAUUCUGAUGGCGUUGCUGACUGUUGCCGUAGCUGCCAUUGGUUAUGGAGUUGCGCGAGGCUUGCGUUACUAUAUGAAAUGCCAAAGAGAAGCAUUGUUGGAGCCCCCAUUGGAUUUUCUUCGAGAUGAUAAGGAAUCCCAGUCUGUUGACACAAAUGACACUGUUAAAGAGGAAAAAACAUAUCAAUCGUACACUAAAGCUCAAGCUCGGCAUAGGUUCAAGAAAGGAAAGAGUUGAGGUGAAGAGAAGAGAAGAUGAUCACAAAAGCUUCAGCCUUCAGCAUUUAUUGAUGAAAUAAAAUUCAGCUGACCAGACUCAUGUUUAACCAUACUACUACUGAUGGUCGUCAGAAUGAAGCAUGACUGAAACAUUUUGUACAUAGGGUUCAAUUUUCUGUGGCCAAACGUUCAGAACACUGUUGCUAUCAAAAUAAAAUGCUGUUAAGGUA